Messenger RNA from Rhodotorula graminis WP1, 1868 nucleotides. RefSeq lists its product as uncharacterized. The transcript is spliced from 6 exons. Gene Ontology annotation, molecular function: transmembrane transporter activity. Bases 1 to 1602 code for a protein of 533 amino acids. Gene Ontology annotation, biological process: transmembrane transport. The record is from RefSeq and is a predicted model, not a curated record. NCBI's taxonomy places the organism in Eukaryota, Fungi, Basidiomycota, Microbotryomycetes, Sporidiobolales, Sporidiobolaceae.
AUGUCGACCACGCACGGCUCCGACUUGGAGAAGAGCUACUCGCCCUCGGCACCCGACGCAGAGCUCGGCGGCGCAGUGCUUCGCUCCGACAGCGAGGUCGAGAAGGACGGCGGCAACAUCCUCCUCGUCGUCGACGACGCAGCCGCAGCGGGGCUCAAGGUCGCUCAGGACGGCAAGACUGUCCUCGUUCCUCAACCUUCGGACGACCCUCGCGACCCGCUCAACUGGCGCGAGAGCAAGAAGUUCACGAUCCUCCUCGUCGUCGCGUUUGCCGCCUUCUUGGGCGACUUCCAGUCGGGUGCCGGUAUUCCGCUGCUCGAGGCGCAGGGCGAGGAGUGGGGCAUGACGCCGAACGAGGUCAACAAGGCGGGCAACCUCAACGUUCUCUUCCUCGGCAUUGGCGGCCUCGUCUGGAUCCCGCCGCUCUACUUCUGGGGCCGCCUUCCCGUCCUCUUCUGGACCCAGCUCCUCGGCACCCUCAUGAUCCUUGGCUCGGUCCUCGUCACGUCGUUCGACCAGUACUACGUCCUGCGGCCCCUCACGUCGCUCUUCCUCACGGCCGGCCAGACGAUCGGUCUCACGUUCGUCAAGGACAUGUACUUCUUCCACCAGCACGCGCGCAAGAUCGGCCUCUGGGUCGGCAUCUUCCUGUCGGCGCCGUACUGCGGUCCGUUUUUCGGCGGCUGGAUGGUCGACGGCCUUGGCGGCGAGUGGCGCCCGGUACUCUGGCUCGUCUUUGCGUGCUCGGCAACGGUCCUCGCUCUCGUCGUCUUGUUCGUCGACGAGACGUGGUACGACCGGUCGCUCAAGGUCCACCCCGAGCGUCGCGACGGCGUCGUCGGUCGCGUCCUCGACCUAUCGGGCGUCACGGCCUUCCGCCAGCGCGCCCUCAAGCCCAACGCGCUCCCGUCCAUCAUGCGUCUCGUCGAGGUCUUUGCCAAGCCCGUGUGCUGGAUCGUCUUCCUCAUCUACGCCCUGUCGUUCAUGUGGGCCGUCGGCAUCAACGUAACGUCGAGCAUCAUCUUUGGCCUGCCAGAGGCCAUUGGCGGCUACGGGUUCUCGCUCACCACGAUCUCGUACCUCUACUUUACGCCCCUCGUGGCCCUCUUCAUCGGCGAGGUGUUUGGGCACUACGCCAACGACUGGAUCGCCGCUCGCUACGUGCGCCGCCACAACGGCCUGUUCCGCCCCGAGGCGCGCCUCCCGAUUUACUUCCUCGCCGUCGCCGUCAUGAUCCCGGGCCUCAUCAUCGUCGGCCAGGCGCUCGAGCACCACCUCAACGUCGCCGCUAUCGUCGUCGGCUGGGGCCUGUACGUCGUCGGUGUCAUGAUCGCGUCGGUCGCCAUCACGGCGUACGCGCUCGACUUUCUGCCCUCGGCGUCGGGCGAGGUGUCGGCGCUCGUCAAUCUGGCACGCACGAUGUCGGGAUUUUCAGUCGGGUACUUCCAACUUGACUGGGCAGAGUCUGCCGGGUUCGACGUGUCGUUUGGGAUCCAGGCGGCCAUCGUCGGCGGCGCGACAUUCCUCGUCGUCGUGCUCAUUUUCUUCGGCGAGCGCCUCCGCAAGCUCGGCGGCCCGCUUCACUUUGCCGCGCACCAAUAGGGCGUGAGCUUUCCUCUCGCAUCCCCUUUCCUCUCAACGAGGUGCCUCUCAACGAGGCCAUGCACCCCCCUUCCUCCCUCUCAGCAGCAGUUUGUCGGUCAUUUGUUGUCAUCCCCUCCCUCCUAGCUUUUCCAGGUCUAUUCCCCCGGGUCUCCCUCAUCGUCGUUCUCUCCUCAGAUGUCGUCACACUGCUUGUAGCCAUUAGAUCUAUCGAGCCCUCUUCAACGGAGGGCACAAGGCCUUGCAAACUCAACUGUUGCAGCCGC